Aphanomyces invadans is the source of this 299-nucleotide messenger RNA. RefSeq lists its product as hypothetical. NCBI's taxonomy places the organism in Eukaryota, Oomycota, Saprolegniomycetes, Saprolegniales, Verrucalvaceae. Bases 24 to 245 code for a protein of 73 amino acids. The transcript is spliced from 2 exons. Gene Ontology annotation, biological process: mitochondrial respiratory chain complex IV assembly. Gene Ontology annotation, cellular component: mitochondrion. The record is from RefSeq and is a predicted model, not a curated record.
GCGCGAAUUGCAAAGACUGCACGAUGGGCAAGGCAUGCCGCGAUAUGGCGGAAGCAUUGCGCGACUGCAUGUGUGAGAAGGAAUGCAUGAGCGACGGAACGAAGACCCUGAAGGAAUGCUUGCGAAUGGAGGAGUUCCGACACGAGUGCAAAGAGUACCGCCUCGCGUAUUUUGAAUGCAAGCGUGGACAAAUCGACAUGAGACAGCGUAUUCGCGGCCCGAAAGGUGGCGCCACGAACACGUAGAAGUCUAUCGCUACUGAGCCUGCUAAUAAACCUCCUCCGACCCUAUUCCUGCAA